This is a messenger RNA of Nasonia vitripennis (jewel wasp), 1166 nucleotides long. Its product is annotated as peptidoglycan-recognition protein SC2-like. Gene Ontology annotation, biological process: peptidoglycan catabolic process; innate immune response. Gene Ontology annotation, molecular function: zinc ion binding; peptidoglycan binding; N-acetylmuramoyl-L-alanine amidase activity. The record is from RefSeq and is a predicted model, not a curated record. The transcript has 2 exons. Lineage: Eukaryota; Metazoa; Arthropoda; Insecta; Hymenoptera; Pteromalidae. Bases 179 to 811 code for a protein of 210 amino acids.
UCCCCUGUCUGAUGCACGGCGAAACUGGUGUCAGUAGCUAAGGAGCAUCCGUGCGUGCGCAUAAGCUGGAGCUUGUAAAAAUUGCGUAAAUUCUUUACAACCUAAUUUUUGUACGAUGUGCAUUCAUUUUAAUGCUUAAUAUUUAAGAGUAGUCUCAAAUCAGUCAGCUCUUGUGAAAAUGGAAAUCCCGCCGUUACUGCGCUUCUUCUUUGUCAUUGGACUUUUGUUAGGUGUUGUUUUGACUGCGCCUGAUGAGCGUGAGCCAGUAGUAGCCGGCAAUGACUUCUCGAAGAAGCUCGAGACAGUCCGCAUAAUCAGCCGGUCUCAGUGGGGUGCCCAGCCGGCCACCGACAAACCGCGUCAUCUGAAAGUCCAGCCAGCACCUCUGGCGAUCAUAAGCCACACCGGCACCCAGUCCUGCUACAACGAGGCCAAGUGCAUACUCAGCGUCCGCGUCAUUCAGACGUUCCACAUCGAGGCCAAGGGCUGGGUCGACGUCGGCUACAAUUUCCUCAUUGGCGGUGAUGGUAAUGUCUACGAGGGCCGAGGCUGGGACAUGGCCGGUGCUCACACCCACAACUACAACAACCGCAGCAUCGGCAUCGCCUUCGUUGGCGAUUUCAGCUAUAAGAGUCCGAUCAAAGAGCAGAUAGCUACCGCCGUCAAAUUGCUCGAACUCGGGGUCAAGAACGGAAAGCUGGCCAAGGAUUACAAGCUCAUUGGCCAGAGACAGGUUGCGCAUACCCAGAGUCCUGGGGACAAGCUUUACAACGUCAUCAGGACCUGGGAGCACUGGACCAAUGAUCCGUGAGAAGUUCCUCCGAGAGUAGUUGCGUUAGUGUAUAUUAGGCUAGUCGUUUAAUCGUGCUGUUUUUGCUUCCUCCACGCGCGUCGCCCCUUAUCUUUGCUCCUUUGUAUUAUGUGAUUUUGAUAUUGUGAUAGCAAUUUGACGCCAAUAAUGUAUUGCACUUCUCGUGUUCUAGUCAACGUAUUUACUUUAUUCGUCCAAAGCCAAAUUCUCUUACAAGUGCGGCUUGCAGCUGUAAUUAUAAUUUUAUUGGGGAGGCAAAUCGAGUCAGCGGUAGAUUUUUUAUUAGUUUCUAUAAAGUAGAAAGUAUUGUUCUCGAGUCGAACGAAUGACAAAUAAAUAAUAUCGAUUGCAGUAA